CGGGGCUCCCAGCGGUCAGCUGACACACGAGGCAUGACGUCAUGUGACCUGCUGCUCAGUCACAACAAAGAUGGCGGCGGCAGCGGUGCAGAUGAACCGCGGAGUUUCUUUUCUGAUUCUUGUUUCUGUCUUAACUUCGUGUCGCAGCUCGUUCACACGCCAGUUGUCCAUACAGUUGAACCCCGGCUCGCCUCUGCCGCCCCCCGAUGGCGACCUGCUGCACGUGAGAGCCGUGGGAGACAACGACACGCUGCACUUCCUAUUCUGCAGCCAGGGGGCGCCGGCGCUGCUGCUCGUCCACACCAACUCUUCUUCUUCUGCCGUCCAGGUCGACUGGCCGCUGUUCCUGGCGUCUAACACCAGCGGCGGCCUGCAUGUGGAGCCGGAGAGCAGCGUCAUGUCCAGCGCCGCCGUCGUCUUCAGCCGGCUGCUCGAGUACGACGACGUCAACAACACGGCCGACCCGACCUCUGACCUCUUCCCCCCCUACGAGCUGCGGGACGUCGCCUGGUCUCGUCUCAACCUGUCGGGUUUAACUGCUCAACUCUGCGGCGCCGUCGGUGGCGGUUUACUUUGCCUGCAGUUGUCUGUGUUUGAGUCGGAGGGGCGUGGUCAGUCCUGGCCCCGCCUCACACACACGGCUAACUCCUCCCAGUUGGGGGUGUGGCUCGAUGGCGUGUCGCCUCGGGCGGCUCGGUCCAGGUUCCUAUUGGAGCUGCAGGCGGUGGGUGGAGCUUAUCCUCUGAGCAGGGUGGAGGUCCGUCGAUCUAUCGACGACGAGUACAUGCCGUCAAUAUUCAAGGUGUCUCAGUGGGUCUCGUCGGCGAACGGCAGCUCUGACGUUCAGAGUUUCGUCCAGUGGAAGCCGGUGGCGUAUCGACGGGCUGAUCCGGCUCUGGAGGACGCCACGCCGUGCCGCCAUUCGGACCCCCGGCCUCAGAGCGGCGAGGCUGUGUUGGCAGCGUCCGCUCUGAUCCGAGCGUUUUACUCGGAACCGGACACGUUCGGACUCAACAUGAGCUUCGGCCUCGCAGGGGAAUCGUUCUACAACAGCACUGGGUUCCUCAGCUGGACGCUGUUGGUGGGUGUCGGCUCUCCUCCAGUCGACUCCUUCUCGCCUCUGGUUGUCGCCAUCAUGGCGGUCGGUCUUGGAACUCCCAUGAUCCUCUUGUUGCUGGGCGGACUCUGGGUCUGUGUACGUAGGAGGGAGGUGGAUUCGACGGCGGCGGCCUACGAGCCAAUCAACUGAGGGCGGGGUCUUGAGCCAAUGAGACGACAGAGACAAUGUUUCUAUUAAAGACUUGCUGAUCCCGUUGAUGACAUCAUCUCUCUGAUGGCCCAGACGGCCAAUCAGAGUCCAGGAGAGUUUUGAACAAUAUUAGGUUAAUAUUUGAUUCACUAUUGAAUCAAACGUGACCGGAAACAAUUAUGUUUGAGAAUUUUUGAUUAUUCAAAUUUUAAAACCGCUUCAGAAAUAUUUGGUUAAAUUCUUAAAUUGAGUUCGUGCUUGAACGUUUCAUCUUGUUACAUUCAUUUCUACAUUUAGUUUUGAUGAUAGUUUAUUGUUGUCAAUAGCAGAUUAAUCAUCAACGUUUCAAACUCGGAUCAGUUUGCAGAGUUUGUCUGCUUAAAUGUUCACGUGGUUGAAAAUAUAAAUGUUUUUUUUAAAUCUGCGCUCAAAUCUGUACAAACGCAAAAGAAAAGUUUUAUAUCAAUAAAAUGUUCAAACGUU
This is a messenger RNA of Scophthalmus maximus (turbot), 1732 nucleotides long. RefSeq names its product glycosylated lysosomal membrane protein. Gene Ontology annotation, cellular component: lysosome. The transcript is spliced from 7 exons. The record is from RefSeq and is a predicted model, not a curated record. NCBI's taxonomy places the organism in Eukaryota, Metazoa, Chordata, Actinopteri, Pleuronectiformes, Scophthalmidae. Bases 71 to 1249 code for a protein of 392 amino acids.